Molecule: messenger RNA, 783 nt
Organism: Dentiscutata erythropus
Lineage: Eukaryota; Fungi; Glomeromycota; Glomeromycetes; Diversisporales; Gigasporaceae
Source: the annotation of a GenBank genome assembly
AUGAACUUUUUCCAUUGGGGUGAAUUUGAUCCAAAUUUAACAGUUAAUUCUUGGUUCGUAAGUCCUAAAACAUUAAAAAUUUUUCGCCUUGUGGUGGCUAUUUAUUCUUGGAUUAUUGUAAUUGGAGAUCUGUUAGAUUAUGGAUUACGUCCUCAAGAGCUUACUAAAGUUGAUUUCGGUAAUGACGCGGAAUGUUUUUUAUGUUAUUUUACUAAUUUGAGUUAUAUUGGUCAAACAAUCUAUUUUACGACCGCACUAUUCUAUUCAUUCCGGUCAAACUCCCUUGAAAAUUUUUCAAAAUUACACAACUUUUUAUUUUGGAUUCUUUAUCACACUUUUGUACAUUAUCACUUACUUUCAAAAACUUUUAUUAAAGCAAAUAAACCGUGGUACGUCUGGUGGUUAAAUAUUUCUGUUCAUGGCGUAGAAUUUGUGACCAUGUUGAUUGAAUUAUUUUUAAAUCGUCAAAUAAUGAAAAUAUCUUUCAUAUUUAUAACGAUUUCUAUUCAAAUACUUUAUACGUUUGAAACUUUCCUUAUUUAUGAUACACAUAGAGGAUUUUGGGUUUAUGAAUUUUUAGAUUGGCAUAAAGAUUCUCCAGGAAUUGUUUCAUUGCAUUAUAUUGGAAGAAAACAUUCUAAAAAAUCAUCUGAUAAUGUUAGUGAUCCUCAAAUGAGUACAGUAGACAAAAUUCCAGACCAGUUUUUAAAUAGUCCCACAGUCCUUAUUAGUCCCAGUCUAGACCAAUCUUUUGAAGAUUCAGAUGCAAUCUUGGUAAUGUAG